Rotaria socialis is the source of this 579-nucleotide messenger RNA. The record is from the annotation of a GenBank genome assembly. Lineage: Eukaryota; Metazoa; Rotifera; Eurotatoria; Philodinida; Philodinidae.
AUGGAAAAUACUGAUUCAGUUGUUCAACAACAAGAAGAAGCAACACCACUUGCUGUACCUGUAGCUGAAGAUAAAUCAAAAACUAAUGAUGAACAACCAGUAGUAGCUGAAGAUGCAUCAAAAACUAGCGAAGAACAAAUUGUAUCAGAAGAACCUACAACAGCCAGUGCUGAACCAGCUGUAACUGAAGAUGUACCACAGGCAAAUGAUGAUACAUCGGCCAAGACGACUGAAGAAGCAUCGGUGCCAACAGAUGAGCAAGAAAAUGUUACUGAUAACAAUGCAGCUGUAGCAUCGACAAGUGUUUCACCUACUCGAACAAAUGAACCAUUGAAAGAAGUCAAUGAAAGUGAAAAAGACGAAUCAGCAGCUCUUACCAAUGGUGCAGAAAGUACGACUAGUAAAAAACGCGAAUUAGAACAAGAAGAAGAAAAAGCCGAUGUAAAUAAUGAUGAUGAACGAAGUGGUGAUCAAACAAAGAAAAUAAAAAUAGAUGAAGAUACUGAUACACCGAUUAUCGAUUCGAAAGAAGUAGAAAAUAAACCUAUUGUUAAUGGUAACACAGCUGUUGAAGUUUGA